Molecule: messenger RNA, 1254 nt
Organism: Fonsecaea multimorphosa CBS 102226
Lineage: Eukaryota; Fungi; Ascomycota; Eurotiomycetes; Chaetothyriales; Herpotrichiellaceae
Exons: 2
Coding region: 1-1254 (417 amino acids)
Biological process (GO): mitochondrial translation
Cellular component (GO): mitochondrial small ribosomal subunit
Molecular function (GO): structural constituent of ribosome
Source: RefSeq, a predicted model, not a curated record
AUGCCUCCUCGAAUAUCUCCUUCCGCGGUCUCUCUCACCUUACCUGCGACACCCACAAUCCACACCCACUGCAAAUCAUGCUUCCAGCGCGCCUUUUCCUCCACUCCAUCGCUGUCACAACAGACUAAGCUCCGCGAGCAGUUCUGGCUAUGGCUUCGCGGACCCGGAGAGAACUUCCGCCACCCUCUUCCAGGGUCGACCAACUACCUAUCCGCAUACGACAGGAGAGGGAACCUCAUUCGCGGUCGAGGCCAAGAAACGUCAGGAGAGUCUGCGAAGGAAAAGAGCCAGGAAGAUGCCAUGACGGCCGACGAAGAAGCUCUUGAAGCAGCUGCUACAGAACAUGAGCAGGAAUACAAACUCCCUAAAGAGACAUUGGAGGAUCUGCGGCCGUUUCCUUGGAACAAGAGCUUUGUGAGCCAGAGUAUUCUGUCAGAGGAUCUCAGAAAUGAGAUUUGGGAAAGAGUGCAACGGCAACGGAAGUCAGUCAGGCAAGUUUCGAUGGAGAUGGGCGUGGAUAUGAGGAGGGUGGCUGCAGUCGUCAGGCUGGUGGAGGUUGAGAGGAGAAUGAGGACAGAGGGCAAACCUCUCGCGAUCCCAUAUGCUCGCGCCGUCCACGGCAUGGUGCCUCUCACGACCCUCAACCCGACAACGCGAUUGCCCCAUGAGCCUCACGAAUCCAUAAACGAUCUGGAACAGCACCCGUUGACCUUCCCACAAAUCUUCUACCCAACCUCCGAGUCACGCGCGUUCAACCGUACCGAUGCAGGAAGAGUAUUUAGCGGUGCACCACGACUCUCCGACGAGGAAGAGAACGCCAUAAACGAAGGAGUCCAUGAAGCAUGGCAAGACUCGAAACCCGAGAUUAUCGGCAGACCGGGCCAGACACGCACAGUUUUGAAAGCGGCAGAUUCACGCAUUCCGCACCCACAUUUGAUCGCAUUUGAAAAGGACAAGCUGGACCGGUCCCUGUCACCGCUUGAGAGACGUGCGCGGCAUCGUGAGCGCCUGGCAAAAGAUGAGGAGAGACGGCGAACUCUGAAAGCGAAGCUGCAGAAGGAGGAGGAAAGCAAGAAGACGAGGAUUGAUGUGGGCAGGUGGCAGUUUGUGGUUACUGAGGUGCAGAGUACCAGACAGGGAACCGGGCUCGAUGGACGGGGAUCAGGGAAAAACGCGGUCGGUCAGAGAUAUGGUGUGCCGAGCCAGGAGAGGAAGAAGGGUCAAGUCAAGAUUCCCACCAAAGUGGAGGUGUAG